Dovyalis caffra is the source of this 393-nucleotide messenger RNA. NCBI's taxonomy places the organism in Eukaryota, Viridiplantae, Streptophyta, Magnoliopsida, Malpighiales, Salicaceae. The record is from the annotation of a GenBank genome assembly.
AUGGUGAUGGACCAGUUUAGAGAGGUUUGCAGUUCAGAAUCUGCAGAAGAUAUGAAAGGGGUCCUUCGGUGCGUCCCAUAUUUGGUUGCGGAGGAUAUAAAUUCGGAGAGUUUGGGAGCGAAAUCCAACUCUAUAAGUCAAAAUCUCAAGCUUCAUGUUUCCUUUUCGAUCGUAUUAGUGAGAAGUUGUUGUCCUGGAAGCGAAAAACUGUUAUCACGAGCAAGAAGAGAAGUUCUUCUGAAAGUAGUUGCUCCGGCAAGUCCCAGCUACAUGAUGUCUUGCUUCAAUUCCCUCCUGCUUUCUGCUCUAAAACGGAUAGCCUCAGGAGCAGAUUUUGGUGGAGCAAAUCGGUCAAGGAUGGAAAGGUCCACUAGAAAAGUUGGAUUAAACUAA